CCCCAUCAGCGGAACAACCUCGAGCUAGCGACUCCCACGUCCACGGAGACCGGGACCGGCCGACGCCGACGCAGCCCUCGCCGAGUUGCCGCCAUGGCCGGAAGGCUGGUCUCCAUGCUCCGGUGGCCGCCAGACCUCGGGGGCCUGCCCAGCCAGCUGGCCGCCCUGCUGCCGUCGCCGACGUCAUACGCGUCCCUCCACUGGGACUGGCGGCCGGAGCAGCUCGGCGUGGCUAUUGGGCGGUGGCCCGAUCUCGUGCCGGACUUGCCUCUCGUCGCGGACGCCGUGCUCUGGGGCGUCGUCACGGCCGUCGAGUCCGUCGCGCUCAUCUCCAUGAUGUGCUGCUUCUUCCUCUUCUGCGGCUGCACGCUGUGAGAGCGACGGAGGAAGGAUGCAGCCAAUGAAGCUAGUGCACUAGCUACAAUAUGUGUGUAUCGGUGUAGCAGGAGGACCGUCAGGAGAAGAUGGGUGGUCUACAGCAUGCAUGGCGCGGCGGUCGCUCGCCCGUGUGCAUCAGGUCGCAUCACUCCCAUCUAGGAUAUCCAUGGGCAGAAGUGGCACGAUGGUCUCCGCCACUUGUGUGUUUCCUUGUACGCGUGCAUUAUGUUAAACUGUAUAUAUACGUAGACACUUGUAUACGUCUGUAAUUGUAUUGUACCCUUUGGUACUCCUAUAUAAUGAGAUAGCCACACCCCGUUUA
This is a messenger RNA of Hordeum vulgare subsp. vulgare (domesticated barley), 700 nucleotides long. RefSeq lists its product as uncharacterized. The coding region runs from base 94 to 375 and encodes 93 amino acids. Lineage: Eukaryota; Viridiplantae; Streptophyta; Magnoliopsida; Poales; Poaceae. The transcript is spliced from 2 exons. The record is from RefSeq and is a predicted model, not a curated record.